This is a messenger RNA of Marmota flaviventris (yellow-bellied marmot), 2517 nucleotides long. Its product is annotated as neuroligin-4, X-linked. The record is from RefSeq and is a predicted model, not a curated record. Gene Ontology annotation, molecular function: neurexin family protein binding. Gene Ontology annotation, cellular component: membrane. NCBI's taxonomy places the organism in Eukaryota, Metazoa, Chordata, Mammalia, Rodentia, Sciuridae.
AUGUCGAGGCCCAAGGGAUUGUUAUGGCUCCCGUUGUUCUUCACCCCGAUCUGCGUCAUGCUCAACUCCAACGUCCUGCUGUGGAUCACCGCCCUCGCCAUCAAGUUCACGCUCAUCGACAGCCAAGCCCAGUACCCCGUCGUCAACACCAACUACGGCAAAAUCCGGGGGCUAAGAACACCGUUGCCCAAUGAGAUUUUGGGUCCCGUGGAGCAAUAUUUGGGGGUCCCCUAUGCCUCGCCUCCUACUGGGGAGAGACGGUUCCAGCCCCCAGAACCCCCUUCCUCCUGGACCGGUGUCCGGAAUGCCACCCAGUUCGCCGCCGUGUGCCCUCAACACCUGGAUGAGAGGUCUCUCCUGCAUGACAUGCUCCCAAUAUGGUUUACAGCCAAUCUGGAUACUUUGAUGACUUACGUCCAAGACCAAAAUGAAGAUUGCCUCUACUUGAACAUCUACGUGCCCACAGAAGACGGAGCCAACACAAAGAAAAUCGCAGACGAUAUCACCAGUAAUGAUCGUGGUGACGAUGAAGAUAUCCACGACCAGAGCAGCAAGAAGCCGGUCAUGGUCUACAUCCACGGCGGCUCCUACAUGGAGGGCACGGGCAACAUGAUCGACGGCAGCAUCCUGGCCAGCUACGGGAACGUCAUCGUCAUCACCAUCAACUACCGCCUGGGCAUCCUGGGCUUCCUGAGCACGGGGGACCAGGCAGCCAAGGGCAACUACGGGCUCCUGGACCAGAUCCAGGCCCUGCGGUGGAUCGAGGAGAACGUGGGAGCCUUCGGAGGGGAUCCCAAGAGAGUGACCAUCUUCGGCUCAGGGGCCGGAGCUUCCUGCGUGAGCCUCCUGACCUUGUCUCACUACUCGGAAGGUCUGUUCCAAAAGGCCAUCAUCCAGAGCGGCACGGCGCUGUCCAGCUGGGCCGUCAACUACCAGCCGGCCAAGUACACGCGCCUCCUGGCCGACAAGGUGGGCUGCAACAUGCUGGACACGACGGACCUGGUGGAGUGCCUGCGCAACAAGAACCACAAGGAGCUCAUCCAGCAGGCCAUCACGCCGGCCACCUACCACAUCGCCUUCGGCCCCGUCAUCGACGGCGACGUGAUCCCGGACGACCCCCAGAUCCUCAUGGAGCAGGGCGAGUUCCUCAACUACGACAUCAUGCUGGGCGUCAACCAGGGCGAGGGCCUCAAGUUCGUGGACGGCAUCGUGGACAACGAGGACGGGGUGACCCCCAACGACUUCGACUUCUCCGUGUCCAACUUCGUCGACAACCUGUACGGCUACCCCGAGGGCAAGGACACGCUGCGCGAGACCAUCAAGUUCAUGUACACCGACUGGGCCGACAAGGAGAACCCCGAGACGCGCAGGAAGACCCUGGUGGCCCUCUUCACCGACCACCAGUGGGUGGCCCCCGCCGUGGCCACCGCCGACCUGCACGCCCAGUACGGCUCGCCCACCUACUUCUACGCCUUCUACCACCACUGCCAGAGCGAGAUGAAGCCCAGCUGGGCCGACUCGGCCCACGGCGACGAGGUCCCCUACGUCUUCGGGAUCCCCAUGAUCGGGCCCACGGAGCUCUUCAGCUGCAACUUCUCCAAGAACGACGUCAUGCUGAGCGCCGUGGUCAUGACCUACUGGACCAACUUUGCCAAAACCGGGGAUCCGAACCAGCCCGUGCCCCAGGACACCAAGUUCAUCCACACGAAGCCCAACCGCUUCGAGGAGGUGGCCUGGUCCAAGUACAACCCCAAGGACCAGCUGUACCUGCACAUCGGCCUCAAGCCCCGGGUGAGGGAUCAUUACCGGGCCACCAAGGUGGCCUUCUGGCUGGAGCUGGUCCCCCACUUGCACAACUUGAACGAGAUCUUCCAGUACGUGUCCACCACCACCAAAGUCCCUCCCCCGGACAUGACCUCGUUCCCCUACGGCACCCGCAGGUCCCCGGCCAAGAUCUGGCCCACCACCAAGCGCCCGGCCAUCACGCCGGCCAACAGCCCCAAGCACAGCAAGGACUCGCACAAGACAGGGCCCGAGGACACCACGGUCCUCAUCGAGACCAAGCGCGACUACUCCACCGAGCUGAGCGUCACCAUUGCCGUGGGGGCCUCGCUGCUCUUCCUCAACAUCCUGGCCUUCGCCGCCCUCUACUACAAGAAGGACAAGAGGCGGCACGAGACGCACCGGCGGCCCAGCCCGCAGCGCAACACCACCAACGACAUCGCGCACAUCCAGAACGAGGAGAUCCUGUCGCUGCAGAUGAAGCAGCUCGACCACGACCACGAGUGCGACUCCCUGCAGGCGCACGACACGCUGCGGCUCACCUGCCCGCCCGACUACACGCUCACCCUGCGCCGGUCCCCGGACGACAUCCCACUCAUGACGCCCAACACCAUCACCAUGAUCCCCAACACGCUGACGGGCAUGCAGCCGCUGCACACCUUCAACACCUUCAGCGGGGGGCAGAACAGUACCAACCUGCCCCACGGACACUCCACCACCCGCGUAUAGCUGCGC